Molecule: messenger RNA, 1782 nt
Organism: Penicillium griseofulvum
Lineage: Eukaryota; Fungi; Ascomycota; Eurotiomycetes; Eurotiales; Aspergillaceae
Gene: mfs56
Exons: 3
Coding region: 1-1782 (593 amino acids)
Biological process (GO): transmembrane transport; basic amino acid transport
Cellular component (GO): fungal-type vacuole membrane
Molecular function (GO): basic amino acid transmembrane transporter activity
Source: RefSeq, a predicted model, not a curated record
AUGUUUCUGAUCUACAAGAAAAUCAAGAAGCGCAACGAGCGGAAACGCCUAGGUUCUGAAGUUUCAAAUACACCAGACAACACAAUUGAACUCGACACAGUCGAUGCAGUCAAUACACCACAGCCUGAUGGGAAGAACAAGAAGAACCUCUCCCCCGAACAAGUCGCAGAGAAACGACGAAAGAAUGUCUACCGCUGGAAGAUUAUCCUGGGACUAUUCAGUCCAUACUGCCUACAAGCCCUAGACACAACGAUCGUGGCCUCAGCUUUACCAUUCAUCGCAGAGGAUUUCAACCAACUCAAACAACUAAACUGGAUCAUCUCCGUCUUCAACCUCACAUCAGCCGCCUUCCUCUUCUUCUGGGCCCAACUAACUGACCUCUUCGGCCGCCACAUCGUCCUCCAAUCCGCAAUCCUAAUAAUGACAAUCGGCUCCGCAAUCUGCACAGGAGCCCCAACAUCAGCAUUCAGCGUCCUCCUCGUCGGCCGCGCCCUCCAAGGCGUCGGCGCCGCAGGCGUAAACAUCUCCAUCCGCACUAUCCUCGCCGACCGUGUCUCCCUCACUGAAUAUGCAGUCAACUGGACGAUCUUCGCUCUUGUCGCCGGCAUCGGAUUCAGCAUCGGCCCCGUGGUCGGCGGGUAUCUGACGCAAGCGUCGUGGCGCUGGUGCUUCGCGAUCAACCUGCCCAUCGGGGUUAUAGCCAUGAUCAUCGUGGUUUUUGUUCUAAGAACUGAGUUGCUGGGUCCGCAGUCUAUUCCCCAACUCGAGGGCAGAGGUACUUUGACCCCGUCUGCACGGUUCUUCGCGAGGAUAUCAACUAUCGAUUAUGGUGGCCAGAUGCUCUUUCUAUGGGGGUUUGGUCUGCUUAUCCUCGCUUUGACAUGGGCGGGUGGUACCUAUUCCUGGAAAUCUGCUGCUGUUCUAGCGCCGAUGGUGAUCGGUGGAAUCCUAGUGAUUGCUUGGGUUGUCUACGAGCGUUGUAUGUUGCCUGGCUCAUUGAUGGCACGGGUGCUUCCGCGUCAGAAGGCGAUGGUGCCGUGGGAAUUACUGAGACAGCGUGAUAUUGGCUUACUAUUCCUGAUUAAUUUCUCAAUUGGGAUAGCCAUGUUUGCUGUUAUGUAUUUCAUGGACAUAUAUUUUACGCUGGUGGAAGGGAAGAGCUCUAGCGAUGCCGGUCUUGCACUGCUGUUUUUCCUUCCUGGUUUUGGUGCUGGUCUUUAUAUGGCGAUGUUCUCUUCGAACGUCUGGCCCCGACAAACCUUCCCACCCCUUUUCCUAGGGAGUAUAACGUCCGCAGUAGGAAUGACUGUACUGGCAUGGAGUGUGAAGACAGGCCACACAAGCGUUAUAUACGGCAUGAUGGCACUAGUUGGACACGGAAUCGGGAUGCGAAUGAACCCGGCUUCUAUGCAUGGCUUAGCGUAUUUCCCUGCCAUGACGGCGCAGAUUUCCUGCCUUUCUUCGUUUGCUGUUCCGUUUGGAGGAUUGCUUGGGUUGACUAUUAUGUCGACCGUGUUUACCAAUAAGAGCGGCGCUGGAGAGGGAGAUGCCAAGGGCGGUAUCAUGUGGGCUUUUAUUGCAUUGUUGCCGUUUAUGUGGCUGUCUGUUUUGAUUACUACGUUCCUUGGGAAUGUGUGGAUUCUGAAGGAGGGUGGCCAUGAGGUUGUUAAUGAGUCUUACCUUUGGAGUUUGAUAUUUAGAAGGAAGCUUGUGAGGGAGAGGAGGGACCGUGGGGAGGACUUGGGGGAUGCUGAGACGAGGAAUGCUGAGGUUACUGUUUAG